CAGCUGCUCACGUCUGCUGGCCGGCCCCAAGAGGGCGGCCCCCCGGAGAGGGCUCUGCACUUCCGCGCGGGAGGCUGGCAGCGAUUGGCCAGGGCUGGCGGCAAGAUGGCGGCUAACGCCACCACUAACCCGUCGCAGCUCCUGCCACUCGAACUUGUGGAUAAAUGUAUAGGCUCUCGCAUUCAUAUCGUGAUGAAGAGUGAUAAAGAAAUUGUUGGAACGCUUCUAGGAUUUGAUGAUUUUGUCAAUAUGGUGUUAGAAGAUGUUACAGAAUUUGAGAUUACACCUGAGGGUAGAAGAAUCACGAAACUAGACCAGAUUUUGCUAAAUGGAAAUAACAUAACAAUGCUGGUUCCUGGAGGAGAAGGACCUGAAGUAUAAAUUUAAUACAGUUGUCAUCUAUGAAGACAUGUUAUGUAUAAUCUAAAUAGAGCUUUCUGGGGGUAUGGGUGAUUUAUUUUUUUUUAUUUGCAUCACUUGACAUUUGAUAAAAGACAAAUAUUUCCUCUUCAGGAAAGGUGCGUUGCUAAUGCUGACUUUGUAAGUUGAAAUCAUGACUUUCUUGUAAAGACGUACUAAUUUGUUCUGAAUAAAAGGCUUUUUUUU
Molecule: messenger RNA, 606 nt
Organism: Cygnus olor (mute swan)
Lineage: Eukaryota; Metazoa; Chordata; Aves; Anseriformes; Anatidae
Gene: LSM5
Product: LSM5 homolog, U6 small nuclear RNA and mRNA degradation associated
Exons: 5
Coding region: 106-381 (91 amino acids)
Biological process (GO): mRNA splicing, via spliceosome
Cellular component (GO): Lsm1-7-Pat1 complex; U4/U6 x U5 tri-snRNP complex; U6 snRNP
Molecular function (GO): RNA binding
Source: RefSeq, a predicted model, not a curated record